CUUAUCAUUAAGUUUCCGAAAUCAGAAAUGUGCUUAUUGAAAUUUUAAAAUUAAAAAAUUAAUUGAAUUGAUUAAUAUCUACAUUUAAAUUUUUAUCGAUCAAUUAGUGAAGCCUUUUAUAAUUUUAAUUAUUUUUAACAUGCAAAAUUUUUGUCGCACUGAAUUUUUGUUCAGUAAUUUAUUAAGCAAAGCUAUAAAUCAACAGCCAGUUAGGUAUACUCGUAAGCCUCGAUGGGUAAAAAAAGCCCCAAGUAAAAUAUUUAAAAUACCUAAACGACCUCAAAUAACUGAAGAAGAAAGGAAUGAAUUAUUUAAUCUUUUCACAACUUAUAGGACUUGUAUGAAGUCAAUACAAAAGCAGCUAGAAGAAGAAUUAGAAAAGUCGGACAUUGGUAAUGAAGUAUUACAAGAGUUAGCAAGAAAAGAAGAAGAACAAUGGAAAAAGUGCUUACAAAUAAAUGAAAAAUGGAAUACUCAAAUAGCUUUAGCAAGAGAUGAAAGAUUAGUAAAAGAAAAAGAAAUUUUAAGGAAUGACAUUUUAAAACAUUUAAUGGAAAAUGAAGAAGAACAAAUAAAAAAACUGAAGGAGAUUGAGGAAAUUGUUCGAUUAGAAAAGGAGAAAUCCAAGACUUAUAUUACUGUUCAUAACAUUGAUGAUGCAAUUAAUAAUACUUUAGAUAAUAUUGUAGACCAUAAUUAUGCCAUAGAUCUAAAUGGUAAUAUUCACCGAGGCAAUAUUAGUAAGAAUAUUUCAGCUACAGAACACAGUAAAAAAAAUACUCAUGUUCAAUCAAUUAACAGUUAAAUAUAGCGUUUUUUCUUUCAUUUUAGUGUUUAUAUAAUAAUAUUAUAAAAACUUGAAUAUAAAGCAAGUCAUCAUCUAGUUUCUUGAAUAAAUCUUCUUGCUAUAAUAAUAGUAA
Molecule: messenger RNA, 920 nt
Organism: Daktulosphaira vitifoliae (grape phylloxera)
Lineage: Eukaryota; Metazoa; Arthropoda; Insecta; Hemiptera; Phylloxeridae
Gene: mRpS26
Product: probable 28S ribosomal protein S26, mitochondrial
Exons: 3
Coding region: 140-805 (221 amino acids)
Cellular component (GO): mitochondrial small ribosomal subunit
Source: RefSeq, a predicted model, not a curated record